Haemonchus placei is the source of this 213-nucleotide messenger RNA. NCBI's taxonomy places the organism in Eukaryota, Metazoa, Nematoda, Chromadorea, Rhabditida, Trichostrongylidae. The record is from the annotation of a GenBank genome assembly.
AUGUCGCCGGCAAAUACCGUCGAUUUGACGACAUUACCUCAUCAUUUGGGCUGCAAUUGUCAAUAUCCGAUCGCACUGCUAGGCUUCAUCAUCAUCACAAUACUAGCUCUUUUCGUCUGUGUUGCAGUCUGCUGCAUUGACGCCACCAAGGUCAGAUCUCAUUUUGCGCUCCCUUGCGUGAUGCAACCAAGUUCAUCGAACAAAAGUUUCUAA